CUUCGUCCUUCGUGUCCACAUCACCGCACGUAGUUCUGUAUUGUCACUGACGGGCACACUCGAGCGAUGUUGUCCUUGUCCAGCAUGAGUACAGGAAGUGUUUAGUCAUGGCGUCGGAGCACACCAAUGGCGGAUUCACCCUUUCUCCACCUCAGUCAUUAGCUUCGACUACGAGCCACGCGACUUCGACCUUGCCACACCCACGCGGCACACCGCUAAGAGCGGGUGGCAGUAAAGAGUCUGCGUUCAUUCGCUAUGUAGAUCAGCGGAUACUGCACAUACAGCGCCGCUUCGCCAAACGGACCUCACCUUCCGCACCUACGCUCGCGGAUACGGACCGCGAGAAAGCUGAUGAUUGGGGCGAUGUCGCAGGCUACAGCAGCAUGCGUGAAGCUUGCCGGGAAAUCGAGAACUUGGUUGAUGUGGUCUGGGUGAGCGGGACACCCAGCCUGCAGGUCCCGUAUUUGAUCAAUUUGGCAUUACUGCUGAGCACGGUGAUACCGGCGAUGCCGCCUACGCCGCGAAGCCUUUUCAGAGUGUUGGCCAAGCUGGACUACUGCUUCGCAAGCUUGAUUCAGGGGAGAGAUGUCGAGACGGGAGAAUCUCUGCCUGGCUUUGCCGGACAUAAAGGCGUUAGUGGGACGGAGAAGGUGAGGGUGAGAAGUUUGGUGGAGAGAACAAGGGUGGAGGUCGUGGAGUCAUUCAAAAAGGGCGAAUUUGAGUACGAAGAUCCGGGGACAGAGCAUGGGGAAGGCGAGUUGAUGCUUGAAGGCGGGGAUGUUGAUGAGAUGGGUGAUGACGGUGAAGACAGCAAUGACAUGCAGAUUGCACGAGUGUACGACCGCACCAUACAGGAGCUCGGAGAUAGUCUCGAAGCGCCUGGUAUUGGCAUUAUAACGGAGAAGCGUGGAUGAAGUCUGGCUAUCUGGCAGUUUACAUGCCGCUAUCGGAGUGCUUGUUAAAGCUUGAAGAUGCCUGGAUUGUGUCGUACUAAGCGAUGAUUCCAUUGUUGGCUUUGGCGCGUGAAUGGAGCUGCGCAGCAGGCGCAACCCGCCGUGCCUUCCCUACGCGGAAGAUUCACAGACAGCG
Baudoinia panamericana UAMH 10762 is the source of this 1089-nucleotide messenger RNA. RefSeq lists its product as uncharacterized. The record is from RefSeq and is a predicted model, not a curated record. Lineage: Eukaryota; Fungi; Ascomycota; Dothideomycetes; Mycosphaerellales; Teratosphaeriaceae. Gene Ontology annotation, cellular component: transcription factor TFIIH holo complex. Bases 108 to 914 code for a protein of 268 amino acids. The transcript has a single exon.